This is a messenger RNA of Hippocampus zosterae (dwarf seahorse), 2378 nucleotides long. It is a transcript of the gene bin1b, whose product is annotated as bridging integrator 1b. The record is from RefSeq and is a predicted model, not a curated record. NCBI's taxonomy places the organism in Eukaryota, Metazoa, Chordata, Actinopteri, Syngnathiformes, Syngnathidae. The coding region runs from base 299 to 1795 and encodes 498 amino acids. Gene Ontology annotation, cellular component: synaptic vesicle; plasma membrane; cytoplasm. The transcript has 19 exons. Gene Ontology annotation, molecular function: phospholipid binding; tau protein binding.
AAGAGCAAGAUGAGGAGGAAACCCAAUCGGUCCACAUUUGGAGUGCAAAUCUCCAUGAAUUGGCGGAGCAGAAAGGCUGUGUUCGGUUCCACGUCCAUUGUAUCUCCCUUGUUCUCGUGGACUCGUACAAAAUCCGGAUUAAAUUACGCUCUGCUCCUUUAAGAAGCUCCAACAGGAUUACAGUUACACGCAGCGACUAAACUCGGCGUCUGGUAGUUUUUACGCACACUUUACCCUCAGGAGACACUUGUCCCUCACUACUGAGUCGGUGCCGCCUCAACCCAGAACGCAGUGAGUCAUGGCCGAGACUGGGAACAGUGCGAAGGGGGUCACAGCCGGGAAACUGGCCAUCUCAGUCCAGAAGAGGCUAAGCAGAGCGCAGGAGAAGGUUUUGCAGAAACUUGGCAAAGCGGACGAGACUAGAGAUGUCAUCUUUGAGGAGAUGGUUGCCAACUUCAACAAGCAGAUGGGAGAAGGCACCAAGCUGCAGAAGGAUCUGAAAGCAUACAUAACUGCAGUAAAGACUUUGCACGAGGCAUCACGGAGACUGCAGGACUGCCUGGCUGAAAUGUACGAGCCCGAGUGGUUCGGCAAAGAGGAGAUGGACGCCAUGGUGGAGGAGAUGAUAGAGAAGGAGAUGGACAAUAACUUGGAGGACACAGACACUCUGUGGUUGGACUUCCACCAGAACAUAACAGACAGCUCAAUGCUUUCCUUGGAUUCGUACCUGACUCAGUUUCCUGAUAUCAAGGCUCGCAUUGCAAAGCGGGACCGUAAGAUGGUGGACUUUGACAGUGCUAGACAUCACUUUGCCUCCUUACAGAAGGGCAAGAAAAAGGAUGAGGCCAAGAUCGCCAAGCCUGCGGCCCUGUUGGAGAUGGCAGCGCCAAGCUGGGCUCAGGGUUUGCUCUCAGCCCACCAGGUGGCUCAGACUAACCUCUCCUACAACCAGGCCGAGGAAGAGCUUGGUCGCUCUCAAAAGAUUUUUGAAGAGCUGAACGUGGAAUUACAAGACCAGCUUCCAGUGCUGUGGGACAGCCGUGUUGGCAUCUAUGUUACCACAUUCCAGAGUCUGGCGGGUCAUCAAGAGAAGUUCCACAAAGAGAUGAGCAAGCUGAGUCAAAACCUGAAUGACAUCAUGACCAAACUUGAAGAGCAGAGGCAGCUCAAAAAAGACAGUGCAGCAGCCAAGGCAGGCGACGAGGCAAAGAGUGACGGAGCCAACCACAGCCAUGCAGCCAGCUCGCCACCCACGAGGCCCAGCUCGCUGCCCAGCCGGCCUCUCCAGCAUGAUGAAUCGCUUGAUGACAGCGCGUCUGAUAUUAACAAGGAGUCCAUAACAACAACACAGGUGCCAUCUUGGGACUUACCAGAGCAGCCCCUGGAGCAAGUUGAGGGUGGAUGGUACUUUAAUGAAGGAAACUCCCAGAGUGACCCGCAACUCAAUUGUGGGGCGAACCACGCUGAGUUGUACACUGACCCCACUUGGUCUUAUGAUGUGGGUCAGGGGGGCUGGGCCCAAGAUGAACAAGUGCAGGUUUCUGAAUCCAACAGCUCGGAUUACAAGCUCCCUCCUGGGUUCCUCUACAAGGUCAAAGCCAUCCACGAAUAUGCUGCCACUGAUGGGGACGAACUAGAGCUGAAUAUUGGAGACAUUGUGCUCGUUUUGGCAUUCGACACCCCAGAUGAGCAAGAUGACGGCUGGCUCAUGGGCGUGCAGGAAUCUCUCUGGAUACGUAACAAAGAUAUUUCAUCCAAAGGGGUCUUCCCUGAGAAUUUCACGCAGAAACUUUGAAGUUCACAUCCCCUUCCUCGAGGUACUUCCAGAUUUAUUUGGAAUAAAAAAUGAAAUAUGAAAUUACUUAUUUGCCAGUCCCAAAAUGAUGUCCUUUAGAAACCGAAGAACUUAAUCAAGAUUAACGUCAACUUAUAUGUAGAUCUAGAAACAUGGAUCUAUCUUUUUGAAGUUAUUCCUCUCAAUGUUAUAUCAUUACUUGUGUUGAAUUUGCCCACAAAUAUUGUGAAGAAAUAAAUGGAACAGGAAGUCAUGGAGUGUGCCAGUGACAAACUUUGAACUUUGCUUAAAAAAAAAAAAAACGGCUCAUGCUGAGGUGACAAUGAGGAAACUUGUGUACAACCAGAGCCCUUGAGGACACUGUGUGCUAAUAACCGAGAUGGUUCGACGGUGCAAAAAAGAAAAUCUCACCUCAACUUUUGAUAUUUCAUCUUUCGUUUGAAGAUUCUGUUUGUCAUGUCAGUAUCUCUGCUUUCAUGCAUUAUCUUUUUGAAGGACACAUUUACAUGUUUUGGCAAUGUUCAGCCAGGUGGAAACCCUCAUAUUAUAUAGGAUAACUAUCAUUAAAGAUUGAUGAAGCCCA